Papaver somniferum (opium poppy) is the source of this 927-nucleotide messenger RNA. RefSeq lists its product as uncharacterized. The record is from RefSeq and is a predicted model, not a curated record. NCBI's taxonomy places the organism in Eukaryota, Viridiplantae, Streptophyta, Magnoliopsida, Ranunculales, Papaveraceae. The coding region runs from base 1 to 927 and encodes 308 amino acids. The transcript is spliced from 2 exons.
AUGAUUUGGAUGCCAUCCAGAGAUGGUAAAAUCUCUGUUAAAAGUGCGUAUAAACAUCUGACUUUGUCUGACAGAGAUAUUGAGAUUAAUGGUAGAGUUAUUCAAGCUUCUGUAUGGAAAUCUCUUUGGCAUUGCAGUGCAUCUCACAGAAUCAAGGUUUUCACAUGGAAAUGCAUUCAUGGCAUUCAUUCAACCAAGGCAAAGCUGUCUAUCUAUAAUGACUCCUCUGAUACUCAGUGUGGGUUUUGUGGCAACCAUUAUGAAACCAUUGAACAUCUUCUGCUAGAAUGUUCUUUCUCAAAAACAGUAUGGAGACAUCUCAACAUUAAUAUUGAAGAAGAACAAAACAAGUUUGGCAGUGUCUCUGAAUGGGCUGAGGAUUGGUUUUCUAGUAAUCUCAAUUCAUCUAAUGAGAAGAGACUCCUCUCUCUUAUGAUCGGUUCUUGGGUUCUGUGGAAAGAUAGGUGUGAUGCAAUAUUUCAGGGAGUAGCUCUCAACCCACUUAAUACUGUGCACAGAAUCAAUUUCUAUUUAAACUCUCAUAUGAACACUAGUUCCAUGCAUAUUUCUGAUUCCAUGCAUAACACUAGUUCUUCAUUAUUAGCAGUGUCAAGAUGGAAACCCCCUAGACAAGACACCUUAAAAUUUAAUACUGAUGCUUCAUUUAGCCAUGAUACUAAUCAAUUGGGUACUGGAAUGGUACUCCGUAACUUUCCAGGUAUCUGCCAAGGCAUCCAAGGACACUACUCAGAUGGAGUUCUAAGCCCUGACAGUGGAGAAUGCAUGGCGAUUCGUGAAGCUUUAAUCUGGGCAAAAGACCUGAAGGAUGAUAAUCAAGUUGCAGAUGCUGUUGCUAAAUCUGUCAGAGAAACAACAUCCAACAUAUAUCAUCUUAAUGAGUUUCCUGCAGAUAUUUGUGAACUCUAA